CUCCCUCCUUACUCCCCCACGCCAUCCAGUGCUUGUCUCCCCCCCUCCUCCCCUCGUCUCCCUCGCUCCUCUCCCGGCUCGUCGGUCAAAUUGAGUCCCAGGCUUCUGGUGCUGAGAGCAGGGUUAGGACUCGAUAAUGGUAAAUCCCCAAAGAGAAGACUUUUCAGCAGCGCUGGACCCCCCAGGAAGAGACUGACUCUAGGGACCCAUCCAGAGGAGGAGACCGACACAGAGGGCAGUCUGUGGGAAGCCUCCAUGGAGUUCCUGGAGACCAACGAUGAUGAGCAUGAUGAAGAUGAUGAUGAGGAUGAUCAGGCCUUCCUCACGGCCCCAUCCUCUCCUGUCUCGUUGUCGGGUGGGUGUCGGCUGGGCCUGGCUCACGUUGCCAUGGAGACGCUGCCCCUACAGUACUGCCCGGCGACCAGGGAGGAACAGGCGGUUGCCGUGGAGAUGCAGACAGGAGAGUUCCAGAACCUUCAGUGUUGUAGAAGUCUAGAGAACUACAGCCCUUCAGUGAGCUACACCCAGACAGGACACUACACACUCACACUCAGAGCUCUAUCUGAUGGGGUGGUGGUAGAUGCAGUGUUCCUACCUGCUAGCUCCGCCUCCAGUGCCCCUUCAGGCCCCUCCCCUCCACAUGGCCCCUCCCACUCCGACCACUGGUUCACCAUCCUGACACACGGAGGCUUUUCACCACACACUCCACCACCUGCACCAGCGGACCUGAUCGCAACGGCCUCCCAGCUGGCCAAUCAGAGGCUGUUGUGUGUUCUGGAGGUGUGUCUUCUGGGAGGAGACAGAGUGGAGGUGGUACUGAGUAGAGCCUUCCCUCUGAAAGACUGACCUCUUCAUCAUGCGUCAUAUACAAAUCUAAUCUACUGUAUGUGGGAGUCAAUUAAUCUACUGUAUGUGGGAGUAAAUUUUGUUGACUAAAUGUUUGUCAUUAUUUGAUCACACACAGACCCUCUCUCUCUCUCACAAACACACACACACACACACACAUGACUGUGCAGUGUAAAGCCAGCUAUUGUAUAUUGUUUGAAACAGUGUUUUACAGGUGAAGGCUCCUGAGAUGGU
Coregonus clupeaformis (lake whitefish) is the source of this 1080-nucleotide messenger RNA. RefSeq lists its product as uncharacterized. Bases 256 to 846 code for a protein of 196 amino acids. Gene Ontology annotation, molecular function: single-stranded DNA binding. The record is from RefSeq and is a predicted model, not a curated record. Gene Ontology annotation, biological process: regulation of DNA repair. Gene Ontology annotation, cellular component: replication fork. The transcript is spliced from 6 exons. NCBI's taxonomy places the organism in Eukaryota, Metazoa, Chordata, Actinopteri, Salmoniformes, Salmonidae.